AUGCCUGGCGCUUUUGUCCUUGUGGGUGCUCGCGCUAGGCAGGAGAAGGAGCGGGUUGGUGCCUUUGACUUGUCGUUUGUAUGUAAACUGAACCGAGGGACAGGAGGUCACGAACGCCAGGGCGACCGCAAAGAAGCCGGUUCGUUAUCGACCCCUCGUGACUGGAGUGAGGCGCGAGGUAUAACGUCCGACUGUGCGGAAGUAGAAGUUGCGGGAACGGACGUCACGGAUGUGGUCUUAGUAAUGACGUGGUGCGGACACAUUCAGAGCGACGACACGUCGGGAUCUGCCCGGGCGGUUUUUAAGCGCAUGAGCGGACUCAAGCACUUGUAA
Peronospora matthiolae is the source of this 333-nucleotide messenger RNA. Lineage: Eukaryota; Oomycota; Peronosporomycetes; Peronosporales; Peronosporaceae. The record is from the annotation of a GenBank genome assembly.